CCAAGGUCUCGUAAAAUAUAAAGCCGCCUCAUUCCGAGACUCGUUUACGGAAACACGCACCCGUGGCUACUUGCCCUCACGGCGGUAAUUCCAACCGUCUAUGCUUCUCGACGCGGUUCAACAAGUGAAUGUUCCCCCGUCUCCUUCCACAUUGUAGCCACCGCCGAAAAUGCCAUCUUGUCUCCAUCUUACGACCCCAGCAAUGAAACGUCCAUCAUUAACUUCAUCAACGCAAUGGCCAGGGGCGAGGUGAACCCCGUUGUCGGGUCUCAGAACAUCAGCGGCUCCUUCGUCAUCAACGGCAUCUACUGCAAGCCCACCAAAAAGGUCAAGAGAAAACGCAGCGCCCUUCAAAUAUUGGUUCACGGCAUCACCUAUAACAGCAGCAUGUGGGGUGGGUAUCACUUUGGUGACCGCUACAACUGGCACGCCUAUGCUAAUGGAGAGGGGUAUCACACCCUCGCCAUUGACAGACUUGGCCACGGCCUCAACUCAAAGGCAUUAGACCCGCACAAUGUGAUUCAACCUAUGCUCCAGGUGGAGAUUUACAAGGAGCUGAUCCAGUCUAUCCGUUUCAACACCGCUGCCAACUCCCUUCGGAAGAGGUUUUCCAACAUCAUCUGGGUCGGCCACUCCUACGGCUCCCAAAUCGCCCUCCCACUCGCACGCCUCUGCCCAAAUCUCACCUCAGCCCUGAUCUUGACAGGCUGGUCCUCCACCACCAACCUCAGCGAGGUGCAAAAGUUCAAUCUCGCCUCUGCUUCUACUCUUUAUCCCUCUCGGUUUCCUGGCCUGGAUAAAGGCUACCUAGCCAUGGCCGACGAGGCCCUACGUGCAAAACUGUUUUACUAUGGUGCUUACGACCCAGCAAUCCCCGCGUUUGACUUUGCAAACCAGGAUAUUGUCACGAUUGGUGAGUUUGCCGCUAAUGCAGGACCGUUUGGGAUACCGCCUGCCGCGUACAACAAGCCGGUUAUGGUUAUUACUGGUGUGGAAGAUGGUGUGUUUUGCGGCCAACCUGGAGUCGCAGCAAGGGAGUGUGAGGAGUUGUUGGAGAAGACGAGGACAGACAUGUUUCCGGGUGUGCCGGGGAGGAAGUAUGAGUAUUUUGCGCCGAGGAAUACGGGGCAUGAUUUGACGCUUCAUUAUUCGGCCAAGGAGACUUUUAGGAGGGCUCAUGGGUUUUUGGACAAGUACUUUUAGGAGGAGUUCUACAUGGCGGGUUGAGACGGCGAGGGAAUCGAGGUUUGUGGUUGGUAGAUCCCUUGGAAAGCUGUUACACGUAGCUACACCGGAAACAAGUCAAUCCCCCUCACAUGAUAAAUGCAUAAGCCCCAUCCCAACAAUCAUCCCACUUCCUUUCCCCUCCUCCGACCCAGAACCGCUCCAGCAAUCUCUUCGCCACCAAAGGCGGUGAUAUCCCCUGGUCACGAGCCAUAUCAACCAAACACCGCCCAAUAUACUUCUGCACGCCCGCCCCAGCCCUCGCCGCCUCCACGCCAGCUACGAUCAACGGCCAAGUCAUCCUCUUCCUUGCCCUCGGUGUAGUCAUUCCCGUCUCCAAUAUCGAGAACAAAGCCUGGGCGUACUUGGCUCGUAACACCUCCACUUCCUGGGUUGACUUCAAAGCCCCGGUGCUCACCAACGAUAGUAUGCAGUACAGCGCAACGCUGGCAUGAAACACACGGCCAAUGACAAGAAACUCCUCCCUGCUGGCAAAUACUGACUUUUCCAGAUUUGACGUCCAGUCCUCUGGGGAAAAGAGCUCUAUCUGGCCGAGGAUGCCGAGGGCGGCUUGCUUUGUUUUCGGGUGGGAUGGCUCUCGAGCGCGUAGCUCGUUGAUGAGGAUUAAUUUGAUAAAGAGGGGCGUUGGACAGGACAUGGGGGGGAAGUAGACUUCGGUGUAGUAAUCCUCCGUCAGGCGGAGGGUGGUGACUGUGUCGGCGAUUUGAAACUGGUUGUCGGGGGGGCUGGUGGUGUUGGCUAGUACCGCGGUGCUGUUGGUGGUGUUAGUAGGAGUUUGGGGAAAGGGGGACGGGAUGAACGGACAUCAUCAACCCUACCAGACUCGGCCUCAUCUGAUCACACCGGUCUAUUAUCUCCAGAAACCCGCCGUGAAACUCCAGCAGGGUCAUGAACCCGUCCACGUGCGUCCUCCAAGAUGGGGUCAUGGAUUGUUGGAGGAACGCAAAGAGGAAGGCGUACACGCUUACGACGGCUUCAAGACCGCGGCGGGUUUCUUCAGCGUCGAGUAAUUCGUGAAUGGCACGGAUGGAGAUGCCGCGGUGGUGGUAAAAUCUUGGCAAGAUGGGCUUCACCAGGUCGAUUUCGGGACAGCAGUCGGACAUUUGCAUGAUUCGGUGGUUGAUGGUGACUGAAACCAGCGUGUGGAGGAUAGACAGCGGGAUGUCUUCUACCGUCAACAUCGGAAAAACAAACUGGCUCGGGCCGAGCUGGUGGGACUGGAGGUCGGGAUAGAUCCGGGCGUUGUCUAGAUCACGGCAGUUAGCUCCCGGAGCCCACAACACUGGGGAACAUCCCAGUCCAACCCACAAUACAACAUAGCCUCAAUAAUAUCAAACAUUUCCGGCCGGAGAGUAGGAGUGAUAGGUGGAGUUGCCGGGUGAUUGCGGUGGCGCUUCUGGGACUCGGGGGGCGUGAGAGGAGCCUGUCUCUUUGGACUAGGACACGACACUUGCGGCCGGAGAGAUGGUAAACGCCCUUGACCCUUCCGCUUCUUCGGCCGGGACAUGACCUGCCCCGGGGCUAGCCAUUGCAGUGGCUUUUUGUCUGCAUACCCGGGACAGACGAUGCCAGCGGUCCGGCACUUGUUGCAGACGGGUUGUUGACCGUCACACACGACCCGUCUCCGUCUGCACUCCCAGCAGUGCUGGUGACGCAGGUUAGCAAGAUUGGGCAUCCUGUGGGUGUUACCGACGUGGCUGAACGGGUGGAUGCAUCGUGGAGAGAGGAAACACGAGGGGGAAGUCGCAGUUUGGGAGUUGACCUUACACCAGAGCCAACCUCACCCCUGCUCAAGGGGGGUUGGCCUUGUGGGUUGAAGCCUGCGGGGACAGGCAUGCCUCCCGCUGUCUUGGCUUCUUGGCCAUCUAUUCUCCUGAAAGGGGAUGGUUCGAGAUCUUUGUUCAGUGGGUCUUCACGGCCAACGAUGGUCCAAUGAGACGGCAUGUCAUGUAAGACGGCUAUCGGAUUCGAGAAAGCGAGGCACUGCCUUUGGAGUCUGGACUGGUGAAAUGGGUGAGAGACUGAUGAAAGGCGCGUCUCCGGUUCCAUGGGUACCUAGAUAGCCUUAUAGGGCUGAAGAAAUUGCGGAUCACCUUUUCAUCAUGCCAGGGGUUUCCUGGAUGCAAGGUUCAACACCCGAACUCUCAGCAUAUCAGCAACUCUCUCUCUUGCUAGGUAGCUUUCAUCCAUUAAAGUUGACCGGUACUCUGUACAAAUGCCAUAUCCAACCUCCUUUCCCUCCCAUCAAGAAGGCUGAAUAUCUAAGGUACUCCCAGUCAACCCCCCUUCACCCCAGACAAAGAAAGAGGCAUAAUUACCCCUACAAUAACUCACAGGCAGAAGAAAAAGGUCCCUUAGGCGGGUACUCGUCAUACUCCUCCGGCGCACCC
Molecule: messenger RNA, 3635 nt
Organism: Podospora pseudocomata
Lineage: Eukaryota; Fungi; Ascomycota; Sordariomycetes; Sordariales; Podosporaceae
Gene: NCED2
Product: Nced2p
Exons: 3
Coding region: 235-1203 (322 amino acids)
Source: RefSeq, a predicted model, not a curated record